This is a messenger RNA of Lethenteron reissneri (Far Eastern brook lamprey), 6188 nucleotides long. Its product is annotated as integrin alpha-8-like. Gene Ontology annotation, molecular function: integrin binding. Gene Ontology annotation, biological process: cell-cell adhesion; integrin-mediated signaling pathway; cell adhesion mediated by integrin. The record is from RefSeq and is a predicted model, not a curated record. Gene Ontology annotation, cellular component: integrin complex; external side of plasma membrane. Lineage: Eukaryota; Metazoa; Chordata; Hyperoartia; Petromyzontiformes; Petromyzontidae.
CCGACCCCCCUCAAGCAACCGCUGCUCCUGUUGCAGCGCGCACCCUGAGCGCAGAGUGUCUGCAACGACCAUGGCACGAGUGCUGCCGCUCCUGCUGCUGCGGCUCAGCGUGCCGUGGAGUGGUCUCGUUCACCCGGGCUGGGGAUUCAACCUGGACACGACGACGGGCGUGGAAUACGCGGGGCCACCCGGCUCCUACUUCGGUUACGCGGUGGAUCUGUACACGCAGCCAGACGCCAUUGGCAUGUUGAUCGGGGCUCCGCGGGCCAACACGUCCCAGCCCGGAGUGACGGAGGGCGGAGCGGUCUACUUGUGUCCCUGGGGCCGCGAUGGGGCCCGUCCCUCCUGCCACCCCAUCCCGUUCGACCUCACAGGUGACCGCAUGCUGACCCUGCCGACGGGCGUCCGGGACAGGGUGGACUACAAGUCGCGCCAGUGGUUCGGGGCGAGUCUGCGCGCCCUCCGCUCCAGCGUCAUGGCGUGUGCCCCGCUCUACCGCUGGAGAACGCUGCGCCCUGCGCGCGAGCGCGAGCCUGUGGGCACCUGCUACGUGGCGCACGGAAACUUCAGCAGCUUCGCCGAGUACUCGCCCUGCCGCAGAGGCAAUCCUGACCCGCCGGGUCAAGGCUCCUGCCAAGGAGGGUUCAGCGUCGAUUUCACGGACGCGGGGACCGCGGUGCUGGGGGGGCCGGGCAGCUUCUACUGGCAAGGGCAGCUGAUCGCGGCCCCUCUGCGCGCGGUGCUGGGCAGCCACAACGAGACGUACAUCAACCAGGCGGUGCAGGGGGAGACGCAGAGCCGGGCGCGGCAGUCCUCGCACGACGACAGCUACAUGGGGUACUCUGUGGCUGUUGGAGAAUUUACUGGUGAUUUGCAGCAAGAGUACGUGACAGGAGUCCCCAAGGGGUUGCGCUCCGUGGGAUAUGUAGCGAUCCUGGAAGCGGACAACAUGACCUCCGUGCAUAACUUCAGCGGCGAGCAGAUGGCUUCCUACUUCGGCUUCGCCGUGGCGGUCACGGACGUCAAUGGUGACCGGCUGGACGACGUGCUGGUGGGAGCGCCGCUCUUCAUGCGCCGCGUGUCCGAGAGCUCGCUGCGCGAGGUCGGCCGCCUCUACGCGUUCCUGCAGGAGCGGCCGCUCUCCUUCCGGGAGCCGCAGACCGUCGACGGCCCCCACACCUACACGCGCUUCGGCAGCGCCAUCGCCCCGCUGGGCGACCUGGACCAGGACGGCUAUAACGACGUGGCGGUGGGCGCCCCGUUUGGCGGGGAGGACCAGCGCGGCCUGGUGCACGUCUACAGCGGCAGCCGGGACGGCCUCAGGACGUCUCCCACGCAGGUGCUGCAGGGACAGUGGGCGUCUGCCGGCGUUCUGCCCGGCUUCGGCUACUCGCUGAGGGGCGCCGUGGACGUGGACGGGAACGGGUACCCAGAUUUGUUGGUGGGGGCUUUUGGAGUGUCCAAGGCCGUGCUGUACAGGGCCCGGCCGGUCGUGAUCCUGGACGUGGAGCUGCAGCUGCUGCCGCAGAUGAUCAACACCGAGAGCAAGGACUGCAAGAUGCCCGGCUCGGGUGCCCCUGUGUCAUGCUUCACAGUCAAGGUCUGUCUCUCAGCGGUUGGCAAAAGUGUUCCUGCAACAAUGGAGGUAGAUUUCCAGGUGCAGCUCGACCGGCUGAAGCUGAAGGGCUCGGGGCGACGGGCCCUCUUCCUGCUGUCCCAGACGUCGCUUCACGAGCAACGGCUCAGCCUGGCCAACCGGGCCCGGCCGCACUGCGUGGCCCUGCUCGCCUUUCUCAGGGGCGAGUCGGAGUUCCGUGACAAGCUCACGCCAAUCUCCGUGGGCCUCAACCUCAGCCUGGAUGAGCAGGCGAGGCGGGGCCCUCACGGCCUCCACCCCGUCCUCCACCCCUACAGCCCGCAGCACGUCAGCAAGCAGGCCUACAUCUUGCUUGACUGUGGUGAGGACAAUGUCUGCAUCCCCAAGCUGAAGCUCUCGGUCACGUGGGACCGCAAGGCGCUGCUGGUGGGGGAGGAGAACCUGGUGACGCUGGCGCUCGUGGCACGGAACGCGGGCGAGGGCGCCUACGAGGCGGAGCUCGUCCUCGUGCUGCCCCCCGAGGCCGACUACGUGGGCAUCGUCCGCAACGAGUCGCUGACUUUGCUGAGCUGCUCCUACAAGGCUGAGAAUGCAUCCCGGAGCGUUCUGUGCGACCUGGGCAACCCCAUGGCCGGCCAGAGCAGCAUAGCGCUGGGCCUGCGAUUCAGCGUCAAGCGGCUGGAGCAAGCGGGGCCCAACGUCACGUUCGAGGUGCACGUCAGGAGUGCGAACCAGGAGGCCCACGAGCACGUGUUUGAGGCUGUGACGCUGCCCGUCAGGGUCUCCGCUCAACUCGACCUCCGUGGGGUGUCUCUGCCGCCCCAGCUGGUGCUGCCCCUGCCCGACUGGGCCCCGCCGAGCGCCGAGCUGAGCACCGAGGAGCAGGUGGGGCCGCUGGUGCUGCACGUCUACGAGCUGCGCAACAGCGGCCCGGCCAGCGUGGGGCCCAGCCAGCUGGAGGUGGCCCUGCCGGAGAAGCUCAAGGAUCAGUUUGUGCUCUACCUCCUGGAGCUGGCGACCGAGGGGCCCCUCACCUGCAAACUGGACCGCCCAGCCAACCCCCUGCAGCUGCAGAUGAGCAUGACGGGAGCGGAGAUGCUGCUGAACGACUCGUGGGCCGAGCCGUGGCAGUCGCUUCGCCGCCGUCGCCGCCGGACGCUGCUGCAUCUGAGGGCCCUGGCCGCGGACAAGGGGCGCACGCUGAAUUGCAGCUGGGCCGAGUGUGCCCACGUGCGCUGCGACGUGGGCGUUCUGCACAAGGGAGAGAGCGCCGUGCUGAAGGUGCGGGCCCGGCUCUGGGCCGACACCUUCCUCAAGAGAGAAAACCAGAAGUUUUCCAUCCAGGCCUUGGCCAGGUUCGACGUGAUGCAGGUGCCCUACCGAAUAAAGCCCUCAGAGUACCCCAGCGGCAGCGUGGUGGUACAGAGCAAGGUGCUGUGGGCCCGCUCUGACUCGAGCCUGCCGCUGCCCUUCUGGGCCGUGCUGCUCGCCGUCUUCUCGGGGCUGCUGCUGCUCUCCCUGCUCGUCUUCGCCAUGUGGAUGGUGGGCUUUUUCCACCGCAAGAGGCCCCCACAGAAGGACGAAACCAACCAGCAGACCCAGGCAGCCCCAGCGUCCAACGGCCACGAGGCGUGACCCAGCAGCCUCACUGGAGCCAAGCUGUUGCCGUGCGCCUCUCGGCUCCCCGCUCCGCCGAACUUGGACACUGUGUGGCACGAGGCGCCUUGGGGGAAUAGGGACAUUGCCAGCGCUGGAACUGACCGAGCAAGAUCUUCCACCUGACAAACAUCACGCGGCGGAUGAAGGAGGAAGACUGCCACGUGGUUCUCGUUUCUCUCCUGGAAGGUGCCCAAUCGGCUGGGUGCGGCUGAAAGUCGGCGGUGAAGAUGGGCGGGACACCCGGUUCAAGCCGUCCAGAGCCACUGCCGCUGCGAAGUUACUCUUUGGCCAAAUCACAUUAUACCUCCUGGAAUGCCAUUCGCACUCACUCACGGUUUACAUAUCAGCUACUGAAAUGCAUCAAUUGAUUUUAGGCAACAUUUCGUUGUUUUGUUACAUUCAAGUAAAUUGUGUUACACGCUUACGGCGUGAAUGGGAAAAUUAGCAAGGAGCAACGGUUAACAUAGUGAACUUUGGUUUUGACAUGAGACUCACCCGUUCUAGCAUAUAUCAGCAUCUUUAUACAUUUUGGUGUUUAGAUGCUGGAAAAUUUUCUGAUACUUUUUUAUUUAUCCCAAAGGUGUUAUACAUAUUAUAGCAAAAUAACAACCUAUGUAUGGCAUUUAAACACAAACCAAAUAGCACCGCCUGCGUCAUUAGCACUGUGUUAUAGCAGAAAUGUAACAUUGAUAAUUGUUUUUUUAUCCUUUUAUCUGGCAACAAAACUGACACCUUUUUUUACAAGGAGUCAUGUUUGCAUUGACCACAAUACCUGCGGUCGGAAUGCAAACAAAAAACAACUCUGAAAAUGUAUGUACUGUCCUUGAAAUUGAUUGGUCCACACCCGAAACAGCUUUUCUUAGAGCCCAGUCUCACAUGGAGUUGGACCAGAUGACGCCAAGAGGCGCACAACUCAAAGACAAUGCAACAUCAGAGUUAGGCCAACGUCUUGUAAGAUGGUCAUAUGGAUAAUUUGCUCACAACGCUUGUAUAUUGUUCUGAUGUGGUACAGUUCGUUAUAAGGGUGGACAAGUUUUUGUUUGGCUUGUGCCUGUGCCCCACUGCUAAUGCAGCCCCUUCACGUUGUACGAUGAGAAGUUUGUGCAAGAAAUGCACGAAUGCAAUUCCACUAACCCUGGAAGUGCUGAGAAAAAAAACAAUUUUUAUGAAGACUAACGUGAUGUAUUUCGGUUGUGCUGUAUAUACCAUUGUGAAUAUGAAACUACGCGUUAUAAAGUGAAAUAUUAUUUUGGCCCGCUUACAUAUGGUGCUAUUGAGAUUUCAUCCAUGCAGCAGGGCGCAGCUGUGCCAUUGGGUACAUAACUUGGCUGAUCCCUCAAGUCACGAGCACAACAUUCUAUCCCACGUGUUCCAUGUUUUAAUACUCGUGCAGCAAUGAACAAAUUACGUUUCCCAACAGUGCAGUGUUUGCAGAAAUGUCCAGAAUGUAUGGUCAAGCGUGCACACGUCUUUUUUUUUACGUAUGCACACUUUGCUUUAUUGUGAAUUUCCAACUUGUGACCGAGCAAAAUGUAAAUAUGGCGAGGCUGACGAACUCGAAACGUCUGUACCUCCAGGUUAUUACUCUCUUCUGGGUUAUUGGGUGCAUUUCCAUGAAGGUGCUCUUUUUGAGCAUCAACUCCAUUGCAAAACACUUCCCUUCUGUACAUUGACACUUGUAAAUAUAUUUUACCGACACCUCGUUAAAGAAUGAACAAAAAGAUUAAUAUUUCACGGCCCUCUUUUUUUUUAAUCAUUCAGCUGGUGUUGUCAACAUCCGAUUAUCGGGUUAGGCAAAUGGGUAAGCAAAGCCUCGUGUUCUCAAGCUGCCACACACCCCAAUGAACCAUUACCUCGAGCACCGCAGCACAGCAGCUAUUUCAUAAACGUACCCAGGAAGAAGCCGCCUUACAUCGCCUUGAACGUGUUAACAAAGUUAAUAUGGCGAUAGGGAAAUACAAUAUUACUAUUGUGGCCAUGAACACGAAAUUCCUAUACUGUACACCACUUUCAUCUCUCAUCCCUUCGCGCUCAGAAUCAUGUUUCAAAUAUUUGCACAAGUCGACGAUACUACAGUCAAACUCGUAUUUGCUCAUUUUUGUUUGUAAGUUGAUUGUGGCUCCUUAAAGAAUUUGAAUUCUCAAUAGGGAAACAUCAGCUUAGGCCAAAGCCCGCCUUGAGGAACUAUCCCAGUGGAGGCGGUCAAUUGCAGGGUAGCUGCGCCUUUACCCUUUCCCUAACACAUUUGUCCAGCAAAAUUAUGGGCACCGCGUGUCUUCAGGGUCUCACGCUUUGGUCGGCAUCGACUCUCUUGUCCAUUCGGCUUGAUCCGACACCAUACCGCGUCAACCAGCCCAUACGGUCUACCCGUAUCCUUGUACAUGCAAAUUUUGUUUUCAGGUCCAGACAUUUCAAUACGGGCAAAUAUUUUUCGUCUUUUUGUUGAUGUCUCUCCCUGAUAAGGGGUUAACAGGUCUUGCGACACAAGCCCCCUUUCUUCCCACGAUGGAUAUGACGACUGUAUUCGGUGGAGGCAUGUUUCUGUGGGCAGUCACUUUGAGUCUUGUUCUUCUAUUUACUGCAAAACUCAGUAUGAAUGAUAUACGAUACAAUAAUGCUUUCGAUAGUUCACGUGAAGUGCGUUGCUUAGGAUUAUUUCUAAUAUACAGCACAGGCUAGAAUCCCUCUGAUUUACAGCCAUCUAAGGUGAGAAGCGUAUUGCUGCUCUAAGGAGUAGCACCAAUUAGCGUUGUUGAGAAUUAAAUUAAAUAAAUCAGCAGAAUAUACGCCUGCAUAUCUCUGUAAAAAAUGAAAGUGUUUUGUACCCAUACCAUCAACUUACACGACCUUCUUUCUGGGAGUGCAUAAGUUCAGCAGCAUUGCUCCAGCACAAGCAAACUCUGGACAUGUCUGAAUAAACUUGUAAGAAAUG